Pyrenophora tritici-repentis Pt-1C-BFP is the source of this 964-nucleotide messenger RNA. NCBI's taxonomy places the organism in Eukaryota, Fungi, Ascomycota, Dothideomycetes, Pleosporales, Pleosporaceae. The record is from RefSeq and is a predicted model, not a curated record.
AUGGCCGCAGAUGCCCCAUCGCCUUUCUUGGCAUUGCCGCGCGAGUUGAGGGACGAGAUCCUUGGCUACCUGACCCUGCCACACUAUAUCUAUACAUCGACUUCUACACCGGACACGCGGAACCUCUAUCAAUCGCGUCGGGCCUCGGGAAGCGCCGAAUUCGCCGAAACAGCGGAGCAUGCCUGUGACGAUGGCACCCUACGAAUCACGCUAGAAGUCCAGAGGUCCCUUCGCGGAGUCCACGGCUACUACGUCCCCGUACGCGAAGAACUGUCACCCCGCUUUCUUGCAUUACUGCCGCUCAUGGAAAAGGCAAGGAAGCUCAAGCUCACAAUCUGGCCUGGGUUCGACUGGUGGAACGGUGGCCCACAGUCCUUCGACAAGCGUGGGAAUCCCCUCUUCAACCGCGGUGAGACAUCCAAGCCAAACGCUGCCUCCGUUGCAAUCGGGAAAAUUCUUCAUUGCUUCCCUCAAUUAGAGGAGCUUGAUGUGGAUGUGCUCGUGGAUGCAUUUGAAGCGGGUAGAUGGGAUCUGCCGGACCGAAAGUGGGAGAAUAUCCAACCCUGGUUAGAUGCUGCAAUCACGUCCAAUGUGGGAGAAUCCCUUCGGGAGAUCACAAGGAAGCUCAUAGCCUUCUGGAAAAUUACGGAGCCUGAGCCUUUCUACACGCAGUACGAAACCCGUCAGUCGACAAACACAUGGGAUGUCAACAGAAAAGGCGAUAUGUGCACAGUUUCAAUGAAGUCCCUCAUCGACAUCAGUGAUGAUGAAGAAUUCUUGAAAUCACUAGUCGUCAAAGGGUCUUUCGUACGCACGGAUUAGAUAGCAACAAUUCGACAUCACUUGAGAAUCGCAUGAGCACCGGAAAAUUAUUGUCUUACCAUGCCUAGCGUCACUGAUCUUAUAUUGUAUUCAAUCAAGCAACGGCGCAAUCUUCGGUGGCGUCGAAUGACUUGUGGGGAAA